Messenger RNA from Nerophis lumbriciformis (worm pipefish), 1131 nucleotides. RefSeq names its product rap1 GTPase-GDP dissociation stimulator 1. The record is from RefSeq and is a predicted model, not a curated record. Gene Ontology annotation, molecular function: protein binding; guanyl-nucleotide exchange factor activity. Gene Ontology annotation, biological process: positive regulation of GTPase activity. Lineage: Eukaryota; Metazoa; Chordata; Actinopteri; Syngnathiformes; Syngnathidae.
UGCUCGCCGUUAAACCCUGACAGGCCAGACGCUGUCAGCCUCCACUCGGCGCCACAACGCAAAAAGAAGGGGCGUCACGUCUGAGAGCAGUUUAAAAAAAUGUGGAGAAAAAGCCAAAGGAUUUAGGAGGGGAGCAGGAUGGGACAUCCCAACGUGCCGCUGAAGUUCACACACCCGUCCAGUCGCCUGCAGCCUUUCACUCCAAACGAGAACCUGAACAACGCCUUAGGUGCCAUCAGAGUUCUGGGUCUGGAGAUGAUGGAAGACGAGCUGAAGCCACACCUGUGCACCGUGCUGCUCAACGUCCAGGAAAGGAACAGGGGCGCCGCUGAGCAGGUGGUGAUCAGCGGCAUCCUUCCGGUCCUGGCCUGGCUGCUGAGGCGCAGAGGACCUUUGGCGCUGCUGGCGGCCAAACUGGUGGCGGAACUCGCCAAGGAAUCUGUGGUCCGCAAAGGUUUCGGCGACGCCGGCCUGGUCGUGGCUCUGCUGUCCGCGCUGACCAGCGGAGACCAGGACCUGCUGAGGCACGCCGCUCAGGCCGUGGCCCGGGUGUCCUACGACAGCUCCAAGCAUCAGCAGUCGCUUCUUCGCAAAGGGGCGGUCCCUCGCCUGGUGGCCGUCCUGCUGCGCUUCCCCGGCGACGAGGCCCUGGAGGAGGCGUGCCUCCUGGCUUUGUGCAACCUCAGCAACAUGGGCGUGCCGGAAGAGGCCGGCGUGGCCUGGGAGAGGAGCCCGCCCGCCACGCCCGGGGAGUCGGUCUUCCGCGGCGUGGCCCCGCGCACCUGCGGCUUGAUGACCUCGGUGACCGUGGUGCACGUGUGCCAGUGGGCGCCGGCGCAGCACGCCGUCAGCAUCGAGGUGGUGCAGCGGUGCGCCGCCCCCUUCGUGAACUGUCACGCCGGCAAACAGGCCGCUGGCUGGUUCCCCUUCGCCGCGUUGUGGCGGUGCUCAAAGGCCACGGGGAGGAAGGUGCCCAGACGCUCCAGUCUGAGGACGCUGGUCUUCCACACCUUCCUCUAAUGGCUACUAACCUCCGUUUGUGUUCUGUUUCGUACUUUUUUUUAACUCAUGAAGUGGACUUUUUUGCAGUUUACAUUAAAAAAGGCAGCUUUUUGUGUUGGAAGAUCAAUA